CUUUCAUUGAGUAAGCUCAAAACAUUGCUUUCAUUGAAAGUUGAUAAUUCUACGACUUGAUCCUAUAUCUUUGUUAAUCUUUAUCCCAGUCAAGUCAGAUAUAUCAUAAAGUCUGAGGAGAAAAUGAACUGCUUGUAACAUGCUUUGUUGCACUGAACGACGGAUGGUUCCAGGCUUGUUCGAGUGGCCGGUCUCUGACUGUGUGCUGCUGGUAACAGGCGGGCUGGAACCAUGUCAGGACUAGCACAUGCUCCCAGCAUAAGGAACCUACCAACUGGAAAGAUGGAGAACAUUAAGAAGAUGUUCGAGUCUGAGGGAGGAAAUAACAAACAAGACAGACCCAGGGAUACCUCCCCCGCUGUCAGCAUGCGAAACAAAAUGAGCUCUCCCAGGCCGACUCCUCGGAAAGUUUUACCAGUCCAGUCGAUGCCCAUAGACUUGAAAUCCACUUCUGAUCCACCUCCAGGAUUUGGUAUCUCAAAUAUAAAGAGGGAGCAGCAACUGAAGCAUCAUUCUUAUGGUGCAAAAAGUACGGACAUCGUUACACAAGCUCAUGUUAGUCCCAGUGUCUUGAAACGCAUCAGUGCUCUACAAGACCCAGACAGUAACAAGGAUGAAGAUUCAGUCAAACUCACAAAACCUGCUAAGCCGAAAUGGAUGAAGAACAUCGAAGAUGUAGAUGGAACGACUUCGGAUGUGAAACCUGUUGCAAGUAACAGGGCAGGUAAACGAGAAGUCGUCAGCUGUUACAGCAAGAUGUCGUCUGCGGGUAAUACAUCGCCAGAGUAUACGUCUAAGCUCGUCUCAAAAUCAAAAACUGAUGGUUGUAUUUAUAAGCCUGGAAAGGUCGACCAGUGUGUCCCUACAAUAAAGGUGACCGACGAAGACCUAAAGUCACAGACAAAAGCUGUAGCAAAAGCUGCAGCAGACGUUGGAUGUGAGAAACUGAAAAAUAAUAGCAGUGAUGAUGAAAAGAGACACUCAGAAACAUGGGUGGGUGCCAUUGGAGACAGACAGAGUGGUGGUAAAAAUGCUGACAAAACAAUCUCUGGUGGAACUGGUAUAUCCCAGACGAAAAAGGUUAGUGAAAGAAUAAAUGAAGGUCAAGGUCAGGGACAGAACAAAAGAAAUCCCACAAAGAUAUCACUGGCUCCUCCUCCUAGACCGGCCCAACCACCCAGGGCAAGGCCAAGGUCGGUCCGACAGAACAGCAUAGGUUGUGCUAGUGAGUAUGAAUACUCGCCGAUAUGGGUGGAACACAACAAACAGUUUACUUUCAAGAAUACUCAUUCAACAGAGGUUGGUUCUAGUUCAAAGACGUCUCAUGUUUCAGAUAAAAGUCUCGGUGCAGCAUCAUCACCACCUUCUGUUCCUUCAGGAGCACCAAGGAAAGCUGUAGACACGUCUGCUCAUGCGAGGCCUGUUGGUCCCCCACCUCCUCCUCCACCUAGAAAACCCCCCAGAACAGGUGCUCAUGAUAUUUACAUUGAAACAAAACUACGGAAAUCAAAGGAAGUGGAGUUGAUUGACAAUAUAUUGUAUGUACCUUGUGAAACCGAUGUGCGGGAUGGUGCCAACAGAUCGGUUAGAUCCAGGAUUUCCUCCUUGCUGGAGAGUCAGCUACAAACCAAAGAUGACUCCGUUAUUCACAGACAUCCUAAACCAUUCCAACCUAACAUGUCAAAACGGCCAAUUUCCAUUGCCACCGAUUGCAUGAAUGUUUCUCAGCCUAUCAACUCUACGAGAGUGAAGCCAGACUUGCCACGGAGAAUCCGACACGAGUAUGAGGAGAUCAAAGAGAUUGAUGACCGACCGGUCAAGGGCAAUGUUGUCCGAGCGGCCGUGGAUGAGCUAACCCACAGACCACUGCAGCGCUUUCCGUUACGCAAAAGUUUCAGUUCGGACAAUCUGUGUUUUGUUAAUACGUUAGACGAUGUCCCGGUGUAUAUCGAUUCUGCCCUGUCAAUCGGUUUUGAUAAAUUCCAAGAUGACAGGUACGAAGCAUAUGUUGACGAAGAAGGGUAUGCUGUCCCUCAUGCCUUUGUGAAGAGACACCCUGGAGAAAAACGCUGUUUGGAUAAAAGUCUGUCUUCGGCUGCUGACAGUGGUGCAAAAUCCAGAAUUGGAGUAUUUCGCAAACGAAUAAUAUCUGAUGGGCAGGACAGAUCAAUCCCUGUACAGGAACAAGACCCGACAAAAGUGAACAAGAGGAAGAUGAAUCAGGUUAAACAAAGGUUGAAUGAUGCAUUUGCAGCUAUUCAGAAAUAUGUUCGACAUGACCAGGAACUGGAUGUAGAUGAAAAAUGUGCUGACGGAGACACGAUAUCAGUGGACUCUGAUGGGUCUAUUGACAAACAGGAGAUCAAAAAACGUGUGGAGUAUAUUAGCAGUGUCAAGCAAAAAACAUACCAGAGCAUCAAGAAGAGGUAUGAGUUCAUGUCCAAGAUCUACCCACAGCUGUUCGAAUACGCUCUCGUCGUCGGGCUCAAGUCGCUGCCAGGGGGCUCUGGUUACAAGCCGUACAUCAUCCACAAGUUCCCAGAAAUAAGGACAUAUAAAGUGAAUAGUGAAGGCCAACUCUUUAUUUGUAGCAACAUGGUAGACAGCAAUAUGUCUGUGCCUUUAUUCUGUUUUCCGGACGCUGCUGAAUUUGAAUCAACAGGAAGCACAGUGAGUGAGUCUUACCAUUUUGUUCUGACCAACAUCGAUGGAGGGAAGGUAUAUGGCUAUUGCAGAAGAAUGCAGCCUCCAGAAUCGAAGCUGCCUGAAGUUAUUUGUAUCAUCAGUCCAAUAGAUGCCUUUAACAUGUAUAAUUCACUGUUAAAUGAAAUAGAGAAGAAGCGUAAUGUUUCUCUUGACCUGGCCCAGGAGCUGCUGGCCGCGUCAUUCGGCCGACCUCUGCCAAACCCAGGCAAGGUCGUUCACAUCAGAGCACUGGAUCAAGCUGGGGAAAUGGAAACUAUUUUCUUGACUCGGCCGUCAGAUAGCAGGUUGGAAAAUGUUAACUAUGAGUGUCUGCAGAACUACCUCGGUACAGACAAACUUCUGAGGGUUUUCUCAACACUCCUUAUGGAGCGGAGGGUUCUCAUUUGUGCAAGUAAUUUGAGCUGUCUGAGCCACACGAUCCAUGCUCUUGCUGCCCUGCUGUACCCAUUCCAGUGGCAGCACAUCUACGUGCCGAUCCUGCCACAGGACAUGCUGGAUGUGUGCGCCUCGCCUACGCCGUUCCUCAUGGGCAUUCUGUCGUCGCACCUCAACCAAGUGUUGACGCUACCACUCGAAGAGGUGCUUAUUAUUGAUUUGGAUAAGAAAGAGAUCGUGCUUUCAGUUGGUGACGAAUCAUCCAUCAUCCCGAAGAAACUACAGAAAGCUCUGAAAACAGCCAUCAACAUGUGCAAAUUAGACGCAGAUGCUCAAAGUUCUCAGUGGUUGAUGGUCUCGGAGGCCUUCUUGAGGUUUUUUGUUGAGACGAUCGGACAUUUCGGAGAACAUAUCAGGACUCAGCAGGAUGGCAAGAAAGUGUUUCUGAAGGAGCUGUUUGUGUCUUCUGUUGCAUCCAAGGGAAUCCGACACCUGCUGGAGUGGUUUUCAGAGACUCAGAUGUUUGAAGUGUUCGUCACAGAUAACCUUGAGAAAACACACUGGGGAUCUGUUGAUCUCUUCAUGUCACGUUUGGCGGAGUAUCAGAAGUGUGAUGACGGCAGCAGCUCAGGACUUGGUAAAAGAGUGAUGAACUUCUUACGCAAACUUUGAAAACUUCUUGAACCAAAGAGAUCUGUGAUCAUCGUGUAUCUAGAACCUCACAUCGUGAUGAUGAUGAUGAUGAUGAUGAUAGUGAGAGGUCGGUGAAGUGCCAGGAUUUUUAAUUUCACAUUAUCAACAGGCCCAUGAAGUGUAUAGAAAGUGAGGGGGCCACUGUCCAUGCAGUUUGAAAAUGGAGAGACCACUGUCAGGUGGAUGACUCCGGGAAUGGAAAUAUAAGGACCCAAAUGGUCUGGACCUGAUAAAGGGGGAAUUGGACAGCAUGCUCUCCUGAGUAAAUUUAGAAUUUCAAGUGUUCAAAUACAGCAUUUCCAGCAUUUUGAGCACAUUAACAGUAAAACGUUGAAGAAGGGCAUGGACCCUGUGCCCCCUCCCCCAUUUCCACAGCCCUUGAUGUAGCAAACAUUUACUGGCAUAUUUGUAUAAGUUAUCUGCAUGAUGUUUAUGAUUUGUGUUUUAUAUAGGGAGGUAUCAAUGUAUGCUAGUUGUGAUAUGACCUGUACAUUGACACAUACAUAUUUGGUAUUUGUGUUCAGAACCAUUUUAUAUGACUAAGGAAAUAUUUUAUGGUUGUGUGCUAAUGUUAACAGAGAAGAAUUUGGGGUUUUUUAAUAUUGAUUGUGGUGUGCUAUGGCUUUUGAAUUGUAAUGCUCUCUGAUAAUCUUGCAUAAUUGCAGUGAAAUGACUGUUUGAAUAAAUGUCAAAAAAUUAAUCGGUGAAAAAGAAAAUCUUAGUAUGAUCAACUGCUGCUAAUUUUCUUGUGUUAACUAUUUGAAAGGAUGUUAACAUUUCUGUGUAAACUGUUUUUUAUGUUGUUUUUACACUUUAGUUCAUUGAUAUGCUAUAAAAAGAGUACCAGUUAAAAUACAGUGUGCCUAUUACUGACAAUAAUGGCUACCAGAGAGUAUGAUCAAUUAAUGUUUUUUUGUUUUUUUUUCAGAUGUAUGCAAUCUGUUCUGUAUUUUGUUGUUAUUCAAAUAUUUGAUUUUUGAAUCUUUGAGAGUUACAUAAACAAAUAAUAUUAUUAUGAUACUGAUGGAGAAAAUUUCUGGGUUGUAUGCAUUAUUUAUACUGUGAAAUAACUUAAAACAUUAAGAAAGUUGUUUAGUAAAUAAUUUCAUUAAUUUUAUAUUGAGGGAGAUAAUUUCACCACUCAUCUGUGGCAUUUUCAGAAGGCUGAGCAUUUAUGAACUACUUGACUGGUAAUCACUGGUUUCUAUCAUAUCACAUUCCUCUAACAUUAAGCACAAAAACCAGUAUAGCGAGCCAACGCGAUCGCUCGCCCUCUUGAACAUGCCUCUGUUGUAUCCUGUCACACUAUAAGCUAUCUACUGAAUGUAAUAUUUAUAGGGAGAAUAUCUUUUUUUUCUUUUAAAACCCCCACAAAAAACCUCCACAAACAUUUAACACAGAGACAAAGACAUUUUUGUAUUUUGGACAUUACAAACAUGGAUGAUGAUGAGAGGACUACUUGACAGGUCCGUGCUCCCUGCUUGCUGUCAGAUGAGCUAUCUUAGUAUCACCCGAGCCCUGGGUACACGGAAACCUGCAGUGCAUGCCGGGUAAUCAUCCCCUAUGUGGAGUCAUACACUUAGGAGACACAUCCAUAAUCGUACGUGAAGUGGGUGAAACUCGGUGUAUGUGCGCUUACACCUACCCAUUGAGCCUAGCAGUCCACUCACUCUAGGUUGGAGCCGAUACUGUCAUGAAAAAUCCCCCAUUGCUUCAGGUGGGAUACGAACCCAGUACCUACCAGCCUCAUGUCCGAUGACAUAACCACUACACCACCGAGGCUGGUUAUAGUGAGAAUUACUUGCCCUUCUUUUUAUAAUUUUAUUAUGAUAUUCUUACUGUUAAAAACCCAUGCUGUUAAAAUAACCUCUAGGUAAUAGUUCUCUGGCUAUAUUAAAGGAAUUUUGGUUCUGGGACUAUAAAUUCAGUGUCCAUUUGUUUUCCUUUCUAUAAUUUUUAUUUUUUAUAUGGAGGUAUGCAUUAAGAUUUUUUUUUUACAAUUUAUGUUUUGUGACCAAUUUUGUUCUUGUUACUGUGUAGUUUGUCUCACUCUGUAGAUAUUUUGCCCUUUUUUUCUUCUUUUUUUCUGAUGUUAUGAAUUAUACAUUUAUUUCCAGUUUGAAUACUAAUUUCAUUGAUGUUGUCUCAGUGAGCAUAUAAAUUUGUCAUUUAAAGUCACAGACCCUAGUUUCAGCCAGCGAAAAUGGACACAGAAAUGUAAGACAUCUGGAUAAAAUUAUAAUAGAGUAAAGGAGGAAAGACAACUUUAUUAAUGUGCCCAUAUCUACUGAAGGUUCAGGCACGUCCACCCUGGUCACGAGUUCUGAUUUGUAUCUUCUGAAGGUUCAGGCACGUCCACCCUGGUCACGAGUUCUGAUUUGUAUCUACUGAAGGUUCAGGCACGUCCACCCUGGUCACGAGUUCUGAUUUGUAUCUACUGAAGGUUCAGGCACGUCCACUCUGGUCACGAGUUCUGAUUUGCACCAAAUCUGUCCAGGACAUACUUAUAGAGUAAAACUAAAGUCUGUGCUGUUUUAAAACAGAGAAAUACUGUACAAAAAUAGACUAAAGAUUGUCUUCAUAACCAUCACUUCUCGGAGGUACAUGUGUUUUUAGAAUUAUGACACAUUUAUUUUGGGAUAUCACAAAAACCAGGAUGACCAGAAACACUUGAGAAGUACGAAUAUGUAUAUUCUAAACGGUGAUAGAGAAACGUGUGUUAGUGUUUAAAAACUAGGAUGACCAGAAACACUUGAGAAGUACGAAUAUGUAUAUUUUAAACGGUGAUAGAGAAACGUGUGUGUUAGUGUUUAAAAACUAGGAUGACCAGAAACACUUGAGAAGUACGAAUAUGUAUAUUCUAAACGGUGAUAGAGAAACGUGUGUGUUAGUGUUUAAAAACCAGGAUGACCAGAAACACUUGAGAAGUACGAAUAUGUAUAUUCUAAACGGUGAUAGAGAAACGUGUGUUAGUGUUUAAAAACUAGGAUGACCAGAAACACUUGAGAAGUACGAAUAUGUAUAUUCUAAACGGUGAUAGAGAAACAUGUGUGUUAGUGUUUAAAAACUAGGAUGACCAGAAACACUUGAGAAGUACGAAUAUGUAUAUUCUAAACGGUGAUAGAGAAACGUGUGUGUUAGUGUUUAAAAACUAGGGUCUGUCAUUUUAAAAAUUACUUCAGGUUCUCUUUAUUUACACUAAAUCUUGCAACUUGGUGAAUUUAAAAAAAAAAAAUUAAGUUGGCGAUUGUUUGUUUAUUUUUCCUUUAUUAUUUUUGUCUUUAUACAGUUUACAGGUCCAUUACGUAUAACCCUGGAAUUUCCUCAUUUGACUUUCUGAAUAUUUUUAUGAGUGGUAAUACUACUUACAAUUCCUCAUAUUUUGGUGACUUUUUUUUUCUCUCUUUCUUUUUGUAAGUCGCACAUCAGAAUGUGUCUCAGCACAUUUUGUAAAUGUCAAUGUGACCUAUGGUUAAAUGACUUACUUUAGCUCUUUUUUUCUUUUUUUUUUUUCAAGAUUUAUGUUUGCUUUGAACUUGAGAUCAAAAGACACAGUAGAGGUUUUGUGUUUGCUAUAACUGCUUUAGAAUUGUUGGAUUUCUUACACAGUCUUUAGGAAAGUAACAUUUAGUUGAAAGUGUUGAAGUCCAAGGCCACAUGAUACACAUUUUGUAUUUUAUUUUAUUUAUAGUUACAUGUAUGUUAGCUGCAUUUGACCUUUCCCAGUGAAAUGCUAUUAGUUUGCUUGUUAUUAUGGUACAUGUAUAUGACAAUAGUGUAAUUUUUUUAAUAUCUAAUUAUUUAUGUAAAACAAUUAUCUGAAAUAUGACAAUAAUGACCUUUUAUUAAUAGAGAAUUCAAAUUGCUAUAAAUAGAUCAUGAUACAUGAAGAAAUAUUUGUUUUUAGAACAAACUCAAAAAUGGGUUUAGUAAAAUCCAGGUACACUAGAUUUAAAACAUCCCAACCCCCCAAAAUAAGAAAAAAAGAAAAAAAAGGAGGGUGGGUACUAACCAGUUGAUGAGAUGGGGGUGGGGAUGUGGGUGGUGAUGGGGGGGGGGGGGGGGGGGGUGGAAGAGGGUCUGACAGAAGGCUUUCUAUAGUGGUGACAGAAAUAAACAGUCCCCCAUCGUUUCUGCCUUCUCUGUGUUACUUUAUUACCAAAAGGUAGAUAGAAUUUAUUAAUAUAUUUUCGUACAUGUUGUUUAUUAUCCCCAAAAGCUCAAAAUGUUGUUGAAUUAGUGCGUUGAUGUUGCUGAUAUUGUAAGACUGUGAUAUGAUGUUUUAAAUUUUAUUUUAUUUUCAUCGUUUGCUAUUUGAAUGUAUCAUUUGCAGAUAAUACUAGUGUUUGCUUUGCAUUUGUUUGCUUUGGUACUUUGUCCCUAGUGAUGUGUUUGGUGUUAUAUACAUGUAUUGCAAAGUGCAUUUUUAGUCCCCUACCAGUCCAACCAGAGGGGACUAGAGGUUUCAUCUCAGUCCUUGUCUGUCUGUCUGUCUGUCUGUCUGUCCCACAUAUGUUUUAUGGAUGUGUUUUUUCAGAAGGCCUUGACAUUGAGCUGAGAUUUUGUGUGUAGCUUUAUCAUGUACUAUUACAGAUCAAAGUUUGACUUUCAUGGAGAUUUACCCAUUUUUGACAGAGUUAUGGCCCUUGA
Messenger RNA from Gigantopelta aegis, 8424 nucleotides. RefSeq lists its product as uncharacterized. The record is from RefSeq and is a predicted model, not a curated record. The coding region runs from base 232 to 3753 and encodes 1173 amino acids. The transcript has 18 exons. NCBI's taxonomy places the organism in Eukaryota, Metazoa, Mollusca, Gastropoda, Neomphalida, Peltospiridae.